This is a messenger RNA of Trichomonas vaginalis G3, 141 nucleotides long. RefSeq lists its product as uncharacterized. The transcript has a single exon. Lineage: Eukaryota; Parabasalia; Trichomonadida; Trichomonadidae. The record is from RefSeq and is a predicted model, not a curated record.
UUGAAAAACAGGAGAAUAUUCCUCUUUAUGGUCCAGAGGACCUGGGCUCAGAGAGCCUUGAAACACCUCCUGAAUAUUUUGAAGAAAAAAUUAAACAAGAUGAAUAUUAUAACGAUGAGAUUGAGAAAUUGGAACAAUUAA